UUCCGUUACCUUCGAGAUGAAGGGAGCUUUAUUUUUGCUGAAUUUAUCUGUUUUAUCUGUGGUCAUACGAGGGAAACAUGUAUGUAAAGUUCCCCAAAGCAAAAAUCGAAUUGAUUGAAAUAAGAUACCAAGAAAUUGGUAUCUUGCAUUCGACAAUGGAGAUCCUAUUACGAGUGACUUGGAAUGCAAAACAGCUCUAAACAUGAAGUUAACGAAAACUGGAUUCAAGUUUACCGGAAAAUAUUUUGUGAACGGAAAAAAAGAGGGCGAAGUGGAAGUAACCAAAUACCUUCAACCCAAUGGAAACUACAAUAAUCGUCUUCCAAAAGGAAAAUAUGUUUACAAUUGUAAUGGAAAAUUGAACAAUAAAGCUGUUAUCGAAGCAAAUCAACUGAACAGUCGCGAAGGCGAGACAUUUCACUUGACGGACAAUGAAUCUUACUUCUUUCACAUUAGAUGUGAUGAAAAAGGUGGUUACAUCAUACGGGCUUUCACUGCGACUCCUAAUGCAGUUGUUCCAACCAUUAUCAGAGCUAUUAACAAUCUCAGCGAUUUUGGAAUUCGACCGAAAUUCAAGCUUUCAGGAUGUUCCGACAAGUCGAUUGAUUUUACAAAAUAAGAUAAAAAUUGACAUGACAGACUUUGAGUAAAUAUGCAGACUUAUUGCAACAUCUCUAUAUAUUAUGAGGAAUUGUUAGCAUGUUCAGAGUACUUUGUACAUAUGCAAGC
This is a messenger RNA of Styela clava, 729 nucleotides long. Lineage: Eukaryota; Metazoa; Chordata; Ascidiacea; Stolidobranchia; Styelidae. The record is from RefSeq and is a predicted model, not a curated record.